Molecule: messenger RNA, 426 nt
Organism: Fomitopsis serialis
Lineage: Eukaryota; Fungi; Basidiomycota; Agaricomycetes; Polyporales; Fomitopsidaceae
Exons: 4
Coding region: 1-426 (141 amino acids)
Source: RefSeq, a predicted model, not a curated record
AUGGCCAAGGUGAAUGCCUAUUACACCGCCACGUUCACCGGGCCAAUCUCUUCAAUAUUGAUCACACGGUUCAUGCUCGAGCUUCGCGCAGUCGACCGAGCUCUCGCAUCGGAUCUGUCGGACCUUUCCGGCACAGUAGGGAACACCGGCGAUUCGACGACGUCUAUGGAGCUGACCAGCGUCAUCUUAUCUGACGGACGGCGUUCGCUCGACCGUAUGACACCAUCUCUUCGACACAAUCUUGGGAGAACUUACCGGGCUAGCGGAGUUGUGGUUUACCUCGCUGCCUUAGACGGUUCUCCGCGGUCCUCCGGCAACUAUGGCAGGUGGGGGCAGUCAAACCAAUCUGACAUCCACGAUGAUUCAUCGUCGACAGGGGAAUGGCUCGCUCACGAGUGGAGUACCCGAAGCAUGCCCGCAGUAUAG